UUCACUUCAGCCUUCAGGUACCCUCCGUGGCGCUGACUCUCUCUGGCUCUCGAGAUUCCUUCAAUUCCCAGAGCCGCCCUGAGCCACCGCACCUGUCAUGGAACUGGCACCCGUUAACAUCGCCGUUGGAACCUUCGGAUUCUUCCUCAUCUUUGUUCUCUCCCAAUCAAAUCCUUCCACGUUGUCAUCACCACUCCUCCCUCCACCUUACCAUGGCGCGCCUUCUGCCGUGAUCCUCCCUCUCUAUCCUUCUCCCAAGAAUUCCUCUAGAACCUCCUCCAUCUCUCCUCGUCACCUCCUCAGAUCUGAUUCUCACUCUUCCCAUCCAAAUGCUCGCAUGAGACUCGACGACGAUCUUGUCCUCAACGGGUAUUACACUGCGCUGCUUUGGAUCGGAACACCUCCACAGCAAUUUGCUCUUAUAGUGGAUACCGGAAGUACUGUGACGUACGUUCCUUGCGCCACUUGCGAACUAUGUGGUAGGCAUCAGGAUCCGAAGUUUCAGCCUGAUCUGUCCAGUACUUACCAACCUGUAAAGUGCACUUUGGAUUGCAAUUGUGACGCUGACAGGGAGCAAUGCAUUUAUGAGAGACAGUAUGCUGAAAUGAGUAGCAGUAGUGGUGUACUUGGUGAGGAUUUCAUGUCCUUCGGGAAUCAAAGUGAACUUGUGCCUCAGCGCGCGGUUUUUGGUUGUGAAAAUGAGGAAACUGGCGACCUUUACAGUCAACAUGCUGAUGGCAUUAUGGGAUUGGGUCGUGGUGAUCUCAGUGUUGUUGAUCAACUUGUUGAGAAAGGUGUGAUCAGUGAUUCUUUCUCAUUAUGUUAUGGAGGGAUGGAUAUUGGUGGGGGCGCUAUGGUUCUUGGAGGCAUAUCUGCUCCAUCAGACAUGGUCUUUAGUUAUUCAGAUCCUGUUCGGAGUCCAUAUUACAACAUUGAUUUGAAAGAGAUACAUGUUGCGGGGAAGCAGCUACAACUGAACCCGAGUGUCUUUGAUGGAAAGUAUGGAACUGUUUUGGACAGUGGUACAACAUAUGCGUAUCUACCGGAAGUAGCAUUUUUGGCAUUUAAAGAAGCUAUCUUUAAAGAACUUAAUAGCCUGAAGCAGGUCCGUGGCCCUGAUCCAAAUUACAAUGAUAUAUGCUUCUCUACUGCUAGCAGUGAUGUCUCUGAACUCUCAAAAACAUUUCCAACAGUUGAAAUGGUAUUUGGCCAUCAGCAAAAAUUAUCGCUAUCACCUGAGAAUUACUUGUUUCAGCAUUCAAAGAUCCACGGUGCAUAUUGCCUUGGUAUCUUCCAAAAUGAAAAGGAUCCAACAACCCUUCUAGGAGGAAUCAUUGUACGUAAUACUCUAGUUACUUAUGACCGCGAACAUUCAAAAAUUGGUUUCUGGAAGACUAAUUGUUCUGAGCUAUGGGAACGUCUGCACAUGCCUGGUGCGCCAUCACCAUCUCCAUCUUCACGUGGGAAGGGUAAUUCAAUUGAGUCGCCAACUACAUUAGCUCCUGGUGGGUCACCACACUAUGAUCUUCCAGAGGAAACUCAGAUUGGUAAAAUUAAAUUGGACGUGUCAUUCAGCACCAACUACUCAUACCUAAAGCUUCAGAUCAACAAACUGACUGAGGUCAUUGCUAAGGAGUUAGAUGUUAAUGCUUCACAGGUCAAUUUAUUGAAUUUUACAUCCGAAGGAACUGGUUCUCUUGUCAGAUUGACCAUCACCCCUCCAGGAUCAUCAACUUACAUUUCUCAUGAGAGUGCAACAAAUAUAAUUUCUCGACUUGCUGAACACCGUUUGAGGCUUCCUGAUACUUUUGGAAAUUAUCAAUUGGUGCAAUGGAAGGUUGAGCCUUCCGUGAAACGGACAUGGUGGCAGCGUAACUAUAUGGCAGUUGUUGUGGCCGUCAUCAUAAUAAUAGUGGUCGGAUUAUCAGUUUAUGGAGUUUGGGGUAUGUGGGGACGGAGAGAACAAACGUUGAAUACGUAUAAACCUGUUGGUGCAGUCGUUCCGGAGCAAGAACUUCAGCCACUAUAGUCUUUCAAACCUCCGUUUCGGUUUUGGUUAUUAUCCAGGUUUGGGAUAUGGCUUCUGAAUCGAUACAGUUUUAUGGUUGAAAACGAUUUUCUUUUUUUCCCCUUCAUUAUUUCAAAGAUGGAAAGUAUACAAAAGAAUUCUUCAAUUAAAUGCCAAACUGAAUCAGAUAAAAAGGGAGAAACUCAUUAAUCAAUAAACAUGAAUCCGUAAAUGCUCAUUAAUCAAUAUAUAUAUAUAUAUAUGUGUGUGUGUGUGUGGUUUUGGUUUACA
Messenger RNA from Hibiscus syriacus, 2299 nucleotides. RefSeq names its product aspartic proteinase 39-like. Gene Ontology annotation, biological process: proteolysis. Gene Ontology annotation, molecular function: aspartic-type endopeptidase activity. The transcript is spliced from 12 exons. The coding region runs from base 98 to 2029 and encodes 643 amino acids. The record is from RefSeq and is a predicted model, not a curated record. NCBI's taxonomy places the organism in Eukaryota, Viridiplantae, Streptophyta, Magnoliopsida, Malvales, Malvaceae.